Messenger RNA from Ilex paraguariensis (yerba mate), 741 nucleotides. The record is from the annotation of a GenBank genome assembly. NCBI's taxonomy places the organism in Eukaryota, Viridiplantae, Streptophyta, Magnoliopsida, Aquifoliales, Aquifoliaceae.
AUGGUUGUCAAAAGCGUUCUCCACAUGAAUGCAGGCAUCAAAGGAGACACUAGCUAUGGCAAUAACUCAAAGAAUGAUUUCAACUCUGUUUUCAAAUCCUUGCCACCAUUUUACAACAAGCUCAAGAGAGAGAAAGGAGAAGACGAUGAUCAGUUAGCACCUUGUUUUGUAUCAGGAGUGCCAGGCUCCUUCAAUGGAAGUCUUCAUUGGCUCUCUCAGGUGCCUGAAGGACUGGAGAAUAACAAAGGGAACAUAUACAAUGCCAAGACAAGUCCUCUUGAUGUAUUUGAGGCAUAUUCAAAGCAAUUCCAGAGGGACUUCUCAAGGAGCAUUGUAGAUCCCACCUGGGACGAUUGUUGCUUUGUUUGGGAACUGCUAACGAAAUCACCUCUCGAUAUGGUGCCUGAGGGGCUCGUUCAAGAGGAAGACAUUGAUUCAUUCAAUAUGCCUUUCUAUACGCCCUACAAGGAUGAAGUAAAAGAUAUAAUUGAAGGAGAGGGGUCCUUUACACUUGACAAGCUAGAAGUCUUUGAAGACAAACACAAGACCUUUGGUAAUGACUACAUUGGGAGAAUUGUGGCCAAAAGCAUAAGAGCUGUUGUGGUGCCUAUGUUUUCUAGUCAUUUUGGUGACUCUAUAAUUGAUAAUCUGUUUGAGAGGUUUGGGGAGUGUGUGGAUGAAGAACUAGAUGUGGAGAAGGCAAAGUAUUUUGAUAUAGUCAUUGCACUGGAAAAGAGAUAA